AUGGCGGCGUGGAGCGGGAGCGGGCGCGGGCCCGGCGCGGGCGCGCAGGCGCGGGCGGCAGCGGCGGCGGCGACAGCGCGACCCGAGGCCCAGGCUCAGGCCCAGACCCAGGCCGGGGACUGCGGGCCCCCCGGGUCCCCGCUCUGCGGCCGCUGCCGGCCCCUCAGCCUGAGCCGCGCCGCGCCCGACGCCGGCCUGGGCUUAGGCCUCGGCCUCGCCUGCCCGCUCUGCCGCCGCUCCGCCGUCGCGACCCUCUGGCAGCCGGGCCGCCGGAGGAAGCAGCGGGACCCGCGGCGGCAGCAGGAGGCCGAGCCCGAGCUCGUGUUCCGUGCUCCCCUGGUGUUGAGCAAAGCAGGAGACGUCCGUGAGGAGUUUGAGAACCAACUCCGGCAGUACGAGGCAGAGGAGAGCUUGAAGGAAGAUGAGGAGGCGGCCAGGGCGGAGAUAAUCCAGAUCAUCCUGGCGGAGGGGGAGCAGGACAAGCAGCAGACGGACAGGAAGAAGCCGGCCAUGGCGGAGCAGCUGCCCAGGAAACGCAGUCGUGAAUUUAACGCCGACAACAUGUCUGACUCGGAGAACGAGGAGCCGGUGAAACGAGUGGCGUCGAGGCAGCGGGGGAUAAUGGCCAACGGCAAACUGAACACCAAUGGUACCAGCCGCUUCUCGAGGGCGCUGGGUGGCAGCUCGGAGGAGACCCGCAGCACAAGCACCCCCAUGGAAAACAGCCAGAGCCGCAGGGCAGCGGGCUGCAGUGACAGCGCCACCAAGGUCCCUGUGACCACCCUCGGCACCAACACCCCCAACAUCCUGUCGUCCUCUGAGAACAGCCGGCCCAACUCAGCUCCGGACCUGACAGUGGACAAGCGGGUGCUGCCGGACGGGGUACCGUUGGACCGGAGCAAGAUUGAGCGGUCGACCAGCCCCGACAGCAACGACAGCAUCUCGGAGGAGCUGAACCACUUCAAGCCCAUCAUGUGCUCGCCCUGCACGCCCCCCAAGAAGCUGGCAGACGGCAAGCUGCUGUCACCACGCAUCAUCAGGUCCACACCCAGGAACUUGCUCAGCCCCCUGCACAAGGCGGCCACCACCUACGAAGUCAGCCCGCAGCUGCUGGAGAAAUGGGGGCAGAUCCUGGUGGAUCGGCACAUGGAGACCAAGGGCACCGUCACAUUGGAGGGGGAGGAAUGUUCGGGGCGUCCGGUGCCCGAGUGCGAUCCGACCACCGGCGCCUGCCGUUCCCGGCCCCUCUCGCGCGCCUCCGCCGGCCCCAUGGACUGCUCGGACUUUGCCGAGGUCCCGGACUCGGCGGCAGAGGAGGAGUGCGAAGCGGCAGAGUGCAGCGCCGGGGCCAGCCCGCCGAAGGAGAACGGGAGCGGCACGUGCCCGGACAGCGAGCGGCAGUCGCUGGGCCGCGGCGGCAAGAGGAGGGGCCGCAAGAACGCAUGCCCCUCGCCCCAGUCGCGAAACAGCCGCAAGAGGCACCGCAAGACCAAGCAUGCCGCAGCCGUCCCCACCACCACCGCCACGGCGACCGGGCCCGACAAACGCAUCCGCCUCAGCCCCGCCUCGCUCAACAACGUGGCCCAGUCGCAGCAGCAGGAGGAGGAAGACCGCAAGAUGGCGCACCGGCUGCAGCGGAAGUUCGACCAGGAACGCAGCUCGGUCAACCGCAGGAAGGGCAGUAAGGACAGCUACCCGCUGCGGACAAAGGUCAUCUCCAACGCCGAGUAGUGGGGCCGCCGUCCGCCCCUCGCUCCACCCUGUAGCCACCGCAGGAAAAUACAGCCCUUCACCAUGCACCACCUCGCUUCCUUGUCUCCAUUGCUGCCUCUAAUCCACUCCGCUGCUCCCUUCCCCCAAGGUCAACCAGAACUCCCCUGUGGAUGUGGCGAGUGGCCACCUGUCCUUCAACAAGUUCCAGGAGCAUAAUUAGGCCAUUCGGCCCAUCCAGUCUACUCUUGUCAAUUCCAUCAUGGGUGAUCCAACCACCUUCUCCCUGUCAACAGGAGCAGGUCUGAACCCCGGACCCCGGUUACAGGUGCCGGCAAAUGUCGAGGGUUUUAACUUCCUCACAAAUCUCCCCCCCCCCGGCGAAUGGUCCCCGCCACAACCUGUACUUUUUUUUUUGUUUAUAAGAGUUUUAUUUUUAAUCGUUGUUUAUUUUCGGGCACCUCGAGUCUCCAGGACGAUGGCGGGAGAAGUCCAGAGGAAGGAACACACCAAGUGCUGGAGGAACUCGGCGGGUUUGGCGGCAUCUGCGGUGGGAACGGACAGGCGACGUUUCGGAUCGAGACAGAGGGUCCAGUCCCGAAACCUCCACAGAUGCCGCCUGACCCGGCGAGUUCCUCCAGCACUUUGUCUUUUUCACAAGGUUCCGGCAUCUGCAGUUGCCAGUGGGUCUAUCCAGCUGGUCUAUUGAUACCACCCUCAGUGCUUCCACUCCUCAAAAAAAAUUACCUGGAAUAGAAUUCCACAUUACCUGGAAUUUGAUGGUAUUUCCCAGCCAGGUGAGCCUUCUCCAACUGCGCAUGUGCGACUGCUGCCUCAACUACGCACGCGCGGAUACCGGGCUCAUAGCGCCCGUGCGGGGAGUCGGCGUCCCCACCGCGUCACCGCCGCCAUUUGCAAUUGUGACGCUGAUGGGCGUCCCCCAACUGAGCAGGGCCGUAAAUAUACAGGCACAUACUUUUUUCCUGCAAAUCAUCCCACGGGCCUGUUUGGACCCUUGGCGUUGGUGGUUGGGGCGGCACGUCGCACAUGCGCAGUUGAGGACGGCUCACCGGGGCGGGAAAUUUCCCGAAAUUAGUUAAUUUCCCUAAAAUUGCCAGUAGACAACCAGAAUUUCAGGUAAUUUCCUUCAAAGUGGAAACAGUGACCACCCUACUCCUUGGUUGGUGAAGAUUGUCUAGGAAGCUUCACGCGUUGUCUGAGUUUGUUGAUGAGUGAGAGGGCGGGUUAAUGGCGGGCUGUGGCCGCUGAGAGGCAAGGUGACACCUCUUGUAUUCCCACUAUGCCAGGAUUCAAAUCCUACGCCUGUUCUUGAGUGGUGGGAGAUUCCCCUAAAGGUGGUGGUCAACCAGAACCAUCCUGUGGAUGUCGGGACGACCUGCCCUUUCAUACAUUCUAAGAACAGAAUUGGGCCAUUCGGCCCAUCAAGUCUACUCCGCCAUUCAAUCAUGGUUGAUCUAUCUCUCCCUCCUAACCCCAUUCUCCUGCCUUCUCCCCAUAACCCCUGACACCCAUACUAAUCAAGAAUCUGAUAAUUUCCGCCUUAAAAAUACCCACUGACUUGGCCUCCACAGCCGUCUGUGGCAAUGAAUUCCACAGAUUCACCACCCUCUGACUAAAGAAAUUCCUCCUCAUUUCCUUUCUAAAGUUUUGUCCUUUUAUUCUUUCUGCAAUACACAGCACCCUGUCCCUCCCACCAACACCUACACACACAUAAAGGGGUCACGAUACAUCCGCCACUGCACCUGUUCUGCUGAGAAACUGCAAGCAUUCAAAGAGUUAGUCAUAGAGUGAUACAGCGUGGAAAUAGGCCCUUCGGCCCAACACGCUCACACCGGCCAACAUGUCCCAUCUACACUAGUCCCACCUGCCUGCGUUUUGUCCAUAUCCCUCCAAACCUGUCCUAUCCAUGCACCUGUCUAACUGUUUCUUAAAUGUUGCGAUAGUCCCAGCCUCAACUACCUCCUCUGGCAGCUUGUUCCAUACACCCACCACCCUUUGUGUGGAAAAAGUUACCGUGAGAUUCCUAUUAAAUAUUUUCCCCUUCACCUUAAACCUAUGUCCUCUGGUACUCGAUUCCCCUACUCUGGGCAGCUUAACAGAAAUCCACCCCUCCCCCAGAGAGCAAUAAAUGGUCGGUGAAAUUAGUCACUUGACAUAUCCCUCCUUUGAAAUCCACUGAAAACUCAUAACUACAAUUAUUUUCAAAGUUGUUUCAAAUUAUUCACGUGCCGUAAAUUCCUUGGGACCUCUUGACCAGAUUUGGCUUGAUCAAGGACCACUUCAUCUGCCCUGUGUAAUAGUUUUCCUGCUGAGAUAUGUUUACAUAGUUAUCACGUUAGUUCAGCAGGGUCCCUUCUUCUGAACUAUUUUGAGAGGCAUUUAGACUGAUACAUGUACAUGCCGGGCAUGGAGGGAUUGGUACUGUGUUGGGCAAAGACCUGAUGGGCUGAAGGGCCUGUUCCUGUACUUGUUCUAGGUGUACUGCCUUGGCCCAUCCAGUCCGUUACCCCCCUACACUGAUCCCCACAUUUCCCUCAGCACCUCCAGGUUUUACCACUCACCUACACACUCAGGGUCAUUUACAGAGGUCAAGUGAUAGGUUUAAGAUCAGAUCGACAACAGGUGUGGGAGUAGGCCACUUGGCCCUUCAAGCCAGCACCACCAUUCAAUGUAAUCAUGGCUGAUCAUCCCCAAUCAGUACCCCGUUCCUGCCUUCUCCCCAUAUCCCCUGACUCCGCCAUCUUUAAGAGCCCUAUCUAGCUCUCUCUUGAAAGUAUCCAGAGAACCGGCCUCCACCGCCCUCUGAGGCAGAGAAUUCCACAGACUCACAACACUCUGUGUGGAAAAAGUCGUUUCCUCGUCUCCGUUCUAAAUGGCCUACCCCUUAUUCUUAAACUGUGACCCCUGGUUCUGGACUCCCCCAACAUCGGGAACAUGUUUCCUGCCUCUAGCGUGUCCAAACCCUUAACAAUCUUAUAUGUUUCAAUAAGAAAACCUCUCAUCCUCCUAAACUCAAGAUGGGAGAGAUGCUAUAGGAACUUGUGACGUAGCUUUUUCCAUUCAGACAGUGGUGGGUGUAUGGAUCGAGCUGCCAGAGGAGGUAGUUGAGGCAGGUACUAUAACCUCCUUUAAAACACGCUGGAAAGGUACAUGGAUAGGAAGAGUUCAGCGCGUUAUGGGACAAAUGGGACUAGAUCAGAUGCGGCAUCUUGGUCAGUUGGGCCGAAGAGCCUUUUUUCCGUUCCUUGCGACUCUAAUUCACCAACCAAGUGUCUUUGGGAUGUGGGGGCGGGGGCGGGGGGAAUCCGGGGGAACCCCAAAUGGUCACAGGGGGAACGUGCAAACUCCACACGGACAGAACCCGAGGUCAGGGUGGAACCCGGGUCUCUGCCGCUGCGAGGCAGCAGCUCUACCCGCUGCACCACUGCCACCUUAUUUAUUGCUGAGGUUUCACCAGCACUUGAUCCUUGUCCGGCCCCCUGCUCUCUCCACCGUCCCCAGUUCCGGGUUGGAGCGUGGAAGGGUCUGCGUCCUGGGGCGGGGAUCACAGGAUGUCAUGGACGGAGCAUCGCACUGUCUUCAUUCUGAUUUUCCCCCUCUAACCUGCGCGGUGUGAACUCUCUUCAACUCAUUUAUUGUGGACCCUGGAAUGCCAGCACUCACCAGCGGAGCAGCUGAAUGGAAGCUCAACAUGAGGGGCUUGCUGGCAGCUUCUGUCAGCGUGUGAUCCUCGAUCCGGCGUGGAGUUGAGUGUGUCGAGAAUCAGGAACUAGACUCGUAUCAUAUCCCCAGAGAUCUUCGCACCGCCCUGCUUGCACCAUGCUGUGUGCAGGGGCAGCUUGGAGCCCUGUUGAUCAGCUACAGAUUGGGAGCAAGUUGUUCAUUAUUUCAAUGAGAUUUUAUUUGCCAUUUACAAUGCGAAAGCUACUGCCCUUGUGUCCCUGUUUGUGCACUUAUCUGCCUCUUGCAUAUGCGUAGACACAAAAUGCUGGAGUAACUCAGCAGGACGGGUAGCAUUUAUGGAGGGAAGGAAUGGGUGACGUUUCGGGUCGAGACCCAAAGUUGCAUGUCCCACUGAGUACCUCCAGCAUUUUGUGUCCAUCUUUGAUUUAAACCAGCAUCUGCAGUUCUUUGCUAUACAUCUUUCAUACGUGGCUUGUUUACAGCAGGCAUUGACAGUAUUGUAGGGUCCAUACAGCGCCCUCCAUAAUGUUUGGGACAAAGACCCGUCAUUUAUUUAUUUGCCUCUGUACUCCACAAUUUUGAGAUUUGUAAUAGAAAAAAUCACAUGUGGUUAAAGCGCACAUUGUCGGGUUUUAAUAAAGGCCAUUUUUAUACAUUUUGGUUGCACCAUGUAGAAAUUACAGCAGUGUUUAUACACAGUUUCCCCCAUUUCAGGGCACCAUAAUGUUUGGGACACAGCAAUGUCAAGUAAAUGAAAGUUGUCAUGUUUAGUAUUUUGUUGCAUAUCCUUUGCAUGCAAUGACUGCUUGAAGUCUGUGAUUCAUGGACAUCACCAGUUGCUGGGUGUCUUCUCUGGUGAUGCGUUGCAAGGCCUGUAUUGCAGCCAUCUUUAGCUCAUGCUUGUUUUGGGGGCUCGCCCCAAUCAGUUUUCUCUUAAGCAUAUAAAAGGCAAGCUCAAUUGGGUUCAGAUCGGGUGAUUGACUUGGCCACUCAAGAAUUGACCAUUUUUUAGCUUUGAAAAACUCCUUUGUUGCUUUAGCAGUAUGUUUGGGAUCAUUGUCUUGUUGUAGAAUGAACCGGCGGCCAAUGAGUUGUGAGGCAUUUGUUUGAACUUGAGCAGAUAGAAUGUGUCUAUACACUUCAGAAUUCAUUAUGCUACUACCAUCAGCAGUUGUAUCAUCAAUGAAGAUAAGUGAGCCAGUACCUUCAGCAGCCAUACAUGCCCAGGCCAUAACACCCCCACCACCGUGUUUCACAGAUGAGGUGGUAUGCUUUGGAUCUGGGCAGUUCCUUCUCUCCUCCAUACUUUACUCUUGCCAUCACUCUGAUAUAAGUUAAUCUUCGUCUCAUCUGUCCACAAGACCUUUUUCUAGAAUUGUGGUUGCUCUUUUAAGUACUUCUUGGCAAACUAACCUGGCCAUCCUUUUUUUGUGGCUAAUCAGUGGUUUGCACCUUGCAGUGUAGCCUCUGUAUUUCUGUUCAUGAAGUCUUCUGUGGACAAAUCCACACCUAACUCCCAAAGUGUGUUUCUGAUCUGUCGGACAGGUGUUUGGGGAUUUUUCUUUAUUAUGGGGGGAAUUCUUCUGUUAUCAGCUGUGGAGGUCUUCCUUGGUCUGCCAGUCCCUUUGUGAUCAGUAAGCUCACCAGUGCUCUCUUCUUAAUGAUGUUCCAAACAGUUGAUUUUGGUAAGCCUAAGGUUUGGCUGAUGUCUCAGUUAACAGUUUUAUUCUUGUUUCUCAGUCUCAUAAUGGCUUCUUUGACUUUCAUUGGCACGACUUUGGUCCUCGUGUUGAUAAACAGCAAUAAAAGUUUUCAAAUGUGAUGGAAAGACUGGAGGAAAGACUAGGUGCUGAGAGCUCUCUUAUACCUGCAUUAAGGAGGCAAUUAAACACACCUGAGCAAUUACAAACGCCUGUGAAGCCAUGUGUCCCAAACAUUAUGGUGCCGUGAAAGUCAAGUCAAGUUUAUUCGUCACAUACACAUACGAGAUGUGCAGUGAAAUGAAAAGUGGCAAUGCUCGCGGACUUUGUGCAAAAAGACAAACAAACAAACAACCAAAUAAACUACAAACAGAAUCACAUAUUUUACAUAUUAAAUAUUGUGGGCGGAAGGAAAAAGGCUCAGUAAAGUUAGUCCCUGAUGAGACAGGAGUUUACAGUCCGAAUGGCCUCUGGGAAGAAACUCCUUCUCAACCUCUCCGUGCUCACAGCAUGGCAACGGAGGCAUUUGCCUGACAGUAGCAGCUGGAACAGUCCGUUGCAGGGGUGGAAGGGGUCUCCCAUGAUUUUAUGGGAGGAAUGGGGGGACUAUGUAUAAACACUGCUGUAAUUUCUACACGGUGAAACCAAAAUGCAUAAAAAUGGCCUUUAUUAAAAUCUGACAAUGUGCACUUUAACCACAUGUGAUUUUUGUUUUCAAUUACAAAUCUCAAAUUGUGGAGUACAGAGGCAAUGAUGGGACUUUGUCCCAAACAUUAUGGAGGGCACUGUGAUUCUGUCCAUUUGAGCUGUUUGUUUCCUGUGUUGGAUUCCACACUGGAUUGGAAAUGGCAGACAUGGGCUACUGCUUUUUUCUAACAUCGCAGAAAAUAUUAAGACUUUUGUGUAUGAAAACAGUACGGAACUAAUGAACCCAGAGAAUAUUUUAUUAGUUCACUUUAUACUAAACCUAGUAAAGCACUUGGACUCAUUUAAAUUCUUUAAAGGAGAAAGAUUUGCCAAAGAUUUAUGUUAAAAAAAAAGAUUAAGGAAGAGAGUGUGGAAGAAUUUGAAACCUGUCAUAAAAGUGAUAUUUGCACAGAA
Molecule: messenger RNA, 8216 nt
Organism: Leucoraja erinaceus (little skate)
Lineage: Eukaryota; Metazoa; Chordata; Chondrichthyes; Rajiformes; Rajidae
Gene: rnf169
Product: ring finger protein 169
Exons: 6
Coding region: 1-1731 (576 amino acids)
Biological process (GO): double-strand break repair
Cellular component (GO): nucleus; site of double-strand break
Molecular function (GO): nucleosome binding; ubiquitin-protein transferase activity
Source: RefSeq, a predicted model, not a curated record